Molecule: messenger RNA, 2371 nt
Organism: Thecamonas trahens ATCC 50062
Lineage: Eukaryota; Apusomonadida; Apusomonadidae
Exons: 2
Coding region: 1-2346 (781 amino acids)
Biological process (GO): anaphase-promoting complex-dependent catabolic process; protein K11-linked ubiquitination; positive regulation of mitotic metaphase/anaphase transition
Cellular component (GO): anaphase-promoting complex
Source: RefSeq, a predicted model, not a curated record
AUGCUUGACCGCGUCAAGUGCCUCACACCACACAAGGUGGCUCUUCUUGGCCUUGUGCAGUACUAUGUGGAGAACACAGGAUCCAGCGACCUUGCCCUGUUCCUUGUCCGUGAGCUGGAGUCGGAUGAGGUCAAUGAGGAUCAUGGGCUGGCCUAUCUUUAUCGGCGGAUCCAGGUUGUCAAUCGUGGCUCGAUGCUAUGCGAUCGACUGCUAACGCUGCUGAUGACGCUAUCCGAAUCGCCGGACGCGCUGCUGGACACGUUUGCGGCGCUGGGUGAGAUGCUCAAGGCCGACGGGCACUACUCGGUGGCAGACGGCCGGCUCAAGCUUGACUCGGUCAUGGGCUUGUUUGUCCGCCGACAGCUGUUAACCUUUAACAAGCUCUCGUUUGACGGCAUGACCCGGCUGUGGCGGGCCAUUGUGGCUUACAAGGACUCGCACAUCGAGUUUCUCAACUCGGUUCUUCGCAACGACGAGCCCGAGCGCGCGGCUGAUCCGCUGCUGCCGGACGACGCCCGAACCCAGUCGCAGGCGGCGUUUCUAGAGGCGCUCGAGUGCAACGAGUACCCAGGCGCACUUGAGGCUGCUCACCGGUACUUUGACUAUGCCAUCCACGCGGCGGCAUGCGAGGCGGGAGGCGGGCGCCGGGCGGGGAGGGGCGCGAGGCUGACGGUGCGCCCGCUAGCAGUACCCGGUGUGCUCACGCCGUCACCACUCGCGAGUAACUUGCUGCCGUACGCGGUGCUCAAUUUGGCAGCGGUCCACGUCCGCUUCGGCCACGGCGAUCUCGCGCGGCUGGCGCUGCUGGAGACAGUGCAGAUUGCGCAGGAGGCCCACGAUGCGCGGUGUCUUGUCGAGGCGCUGAUGUGGCUGCAACAGCUUGCGCCGUCGGCAAGCGAGCAGGCGACGCUGCUGCAACGUGCACUCGUCCGCGGAGCCUCGCUCUCGCUGCCUGAGCUCAAUGCCGUGGCAGCGGUGGCGCUGGCACAGCACGCUGCAUCCGUGCCGCAGCGGCCGACGGCAGUGCUGCUCUCGGACGCGGCGCAGCGGUCCGAGACGGCGCCGCUGGCGGUCGAGGCCUACCUGCGGACCGCACAGCAGGUGUGCGCCAAUGCGGGUCUCGCGCCGUUGGCCGGCCUCGUCUUGGCCACACGGUCGGCUAUGUGGCUCGAGUACGGCGCGUUGGCUCUGGCCAAGCUGGAGAUCCAGACGCAGCUCGAGCACUACACAGCGCAUGGGCGCGACACUGAUGUGGCGUCUGCGCACUGCCAGCUCGCGCUCAUCCUUGCUCUGCACGAGGGCGGCUUUCACCUCGCUUUUGAGUCGUUGUUGCGGCUGGAGACGUUGCUUGUCUCGCGCUCGGUCGACGCGCUCGUUGUGUGGUAUCGAACCGCGCUGGUGCUGGCGUACGAAGCAGCGUUGAUGCGUGGAAGCCUCACGGUGGCGCUGCGGUACGCGACAACGCUGGUGACGAUGGGCUCGCUCCCGCGGUCGCCGCGCGAGCACGUGCUCGACGCGCGGAUGCGGGUAGCGCGGGUCCAUGUGCACGCUGGGGACACGGCGGCAGCGCUGCGGGCGCUGCCGCCGCUUGAGGCCGUGGUUGGGAGCGUGGCCCACGCCGAGUACAAGCUGGUCGAGGGCGAGGUCCAUGCCGCCGCAGGCUCGCCGGUCACCGCGCUGCAGCAUCUGCUGAUGGCGCUGACGCUCGCCGAAUCUUUCCACGCCGCACCGCUGCACGCUAUGGUGGCGGUUGCCCUCGCCGGCGUCCACGUUGAGCUUGCCGACGCGCCCAAGGCAGCGUCGCUUCUGGCCUCUGUCGCGCCGCUGGUCCUCGAAGCCGCGCCGCUGUACGAGCGUGGGCGGUUCCAUCUGGUCUCGGCGCGGGCAGCGCUUGCGUUCGCCGAGCCCAAUCUGGAGCGUGCCGAGGCGGCGCUGGAAUCUGCGGUGGUGGCGCUGCGCAAGGUCGGUGCGCUGACGGAGCUAGCGCAGGCCCACUACCUGCAGGCGCGAGUGGUGCUGGCACGCGGCGGGCCUGAGGCGCGGUCGCGGGCAACCGCCGCCGCACGGUGUGUCCAAAAGUGCGAGGCUGCCAUGGCCAAGAACGAGUCGAGCAUGGCAUCGUCCAACGUGCUUGUCGACACGCCAGCCGGCCUCGAUCUUCAGCUGCAGGCCAUCCGACAGCGGUCGCGGGCGACGUUCGGCUCGCCGCUCAAGGUCGACGUCGCGUCGCGGAUCGGAGCCGGACUCGGCGCUGUAGCGCUAGUCGACGACUCGGACGAUCCGACCGCGUUUGUUGUCCGUGAGCUGCUCCUUGCCCAAGCCCAAGAGGCCGGCGAGUUUGAGUAGCGAGUUUUGAUAAAGAUGAUGAUGA